AUGACAGAUAACCAAGACAGCCUAAUUAUCGCCGGUUGCUUGAUAGUAGGCCUCUUUUUCUUUGUGUAAGCUUUAUUUACUCUUCCUCUCAGUUAGCGAACAAAAAAUUUUGUUCGCUCACUGAAGGUUAAUUUUUUUGUAUUAAAAAUUUAUAUAUAAAAAUUUUUUGAAAAAAAAAAUCCGAAUUCGCAAAAAUUGGAACGUAAAUAUUUAUUUAAUUUGUAAAAUUUAUGUUUUAAAAUUGCAAUUGUUUAAAUUAAACAGAUUUAAAAAUUUGUUGAUAAUUACGUAAGUUUUUGGGUAAAAAUAGGGAUUUUUCAAUUUAUUCUGUUCGCUCACAAAGGGGAGUUAGCUUUUUGGCCAUAUAUAUUUAUUGCAGAAGGUAUUUUUCAAGGUUGAAAAGACUUUCCAGGCAAUUCACUGCUAAUUCUGCCGGUCCAAUUUCCAGUAAUAUUUCUGGACCAAAUCAAAUAACUUCAGAAAUCACAGAAACCAUGCUAAAUAAAAAGAUGCCAAUGCUGUUUUACCCAAUAAAGAAAAAAUUCAAAGGAGAGCCUGCUUGCACAAUUUGUCUGGUAGAUUUUAAACAAGGAGAAGUCCUAAGAUUGACAAAAUGCAAACACAUUUUUCAUGUCGGAUGCAUUGAUGAAUGAAUAAUCUCGUCUAGUAAAAAAAAGUGCCCAAACUGCAAUUGGCAAAUCUUAAGAUAG
This is a messenger RNA of Blepharisma stoltei, 710 nucleotides long. NCBI's taxonomy places the organism in Eukaryota, Ciliophora, Heterotrichea, Heterotrichida, Blepharismidae. The record is from the annotation of a GenBank genome assembly.